UUACGCGUUAAUGUGAUGUGUUUGCGUAGUCACUUUUAAUGUGUUGUCUCCAACAUCAUGUGGUAAUUCGUAAGUACAGUACGUCUCGGGCGAUUCGCGCGUCUGUGAAUUAGUUUGACCAAGUGGAGCUCCCGUACUUUUCUUUUUUUUUUUUGCAGCCAUACUUGUUUGAUCAUCAAACACGGUUUCGCACGUUGCACUGCAUUUUUCAGGGUUAGUACCCAGUUCAAGUAGUGAAGCCUUAACAGUAGGUUCACCGUGACUAUACUAACAGAACAAAAGAAAACAUUGUUUACUCUUCAAGUCUCGGUGAUCUAUCCCGUUUCGAGGCCGAGUUAGCUUAGCCUAGUUAUCGUAUUUAGCUGACAAAGACGCGUUUGUGAUUUGACACGGCGCAAAACUGGGCUCAAGUGUGAUCGUAAAAUGUUAUGAGUGUCGUGUGAAAAUGUGUGCAAGAAGGACAGCAGAGACCAAAAAGGACCUUGGUGGAAGUUCUACAGAGGAGAACGAGCAACAACGGCAACUACUGGACGCUGUUUUCAACAACCCUCGAGUUGAGUUAAGCACGGCAGACUUGAGGACAAAAUAUCUUUGUCCUGGGCAACUGGAGAAAGACUGCUCUGACUUUAAAAAGGAGGAGGAGGAGGCCCUUCACAUCAAAGAGGAAGAGGAGCUGGAGCCUCCCUACAUUAAAGAGGACAAUGAGCCACAAACACCACACAUCAAAGUGGAAGAAGAGGAGGAUAUCACCAAGUUGCCACCGUACUUUGUCCCUUUGAAGAACCAAGAUGACUUCAAGACUGAAAGUGACGAGAACAGACGGGCGGAGUUUCCAAGCAGCAGUUGCUCAAGUCAACACAUGGCAACAGAAGUUGACGGAGACCACUGUGGUGCAUCUCAAGCAAACGGCCUCUUAGCUCCACUAUCAGAGAGUGACGAUGUAACGUCACAAUCUACUGACACUGAUGAGGAUGACAUGACAUUUUACACCAACAACAAAUGCUGGGAAUGUCCUCAUUGUCAGAAAACAUUUAGUUUAAAGGGGAAUCUCAACGUUCACAUGAGAAUACACACUGGAGAGAAACCCUUUGGCUGCUCAGUUUGCAGUAAAAGAUUUACUGAAAAAGCCACAUUGACAAAACACACAAGGACACACACGGGAGAGAAACCAUUUGCUUGCGCAUUUUGCGGGAAAAGAUUCUCCCAUAAGAUAAGUUUAACAAGCCACACCAGAAAACACACUGGUGAGACCCCUUUUGCAUGCUCUGUUUGUGGUAAAUGUUUCUCUGAAAAGUUAAUUUUAAUAAGGCACACAACAGAACACACUGGUGAGAAACCUUUUGCGUGUUCAAUUUGCGGUAAGAGAUUUAUUCAAAAAUGCGCUUUGACAGUACACACAAGAACACACACUGGUGAGAAGCCGUUUGCUUGCUCAGUUUGUGGGAAGAGAUUCACAGAGAAAUGUGCUUUGACAGUACACACAAGAACACACACUGGAGAAAAACCUUUUGCCUGCUUAAUUUGUGAUAAACGAUUUACUGUAAAGACACAUUUAACAGCACACAUAAAAACGCACACCGGAGAGAAACAUUUUGCUUGCUUGGUUUGUAGUAAAAGAUUUACUCAAAAAAGUGCAUUGACAGUACACAUGAGAAAACACACAGGGGAGAAACCUUUUACCUGUUCAGAAUGUGGUGAACGCUUCUCAGGAAAGAAAAGUUUGACCGAUCACACAAGAAAACACACUGGCGAGAAACCUUUUGUCUGCUCAAUUUGUGACAAAAGGUUCUCUGUAAAAUCAAGUUUAACAAGGCACACAAAGACACACACUGGGGUAAAACUUUUUGCCUGCUUAGUUUGUGGUAAAAAAUUCUCUCAAAAGAUGUGUUUAUUGAGACAUGCUCGAAUACACACUGGAGAGAAACCUUUUGCCUGCUCAGUUUGUGGCAAAAGAUUCACUGAAAAAAGCACAAUGACAAAACACACAAGAACACACAGACAGGAGAGAAACCUUUUACCUGCCCAGUUUGUGGAAAAAGAUUCUUUUAUAAGUUGAACAAGUGACAAUUGAGCAAACAGGCGACAACCUUUUUGCGUGCGUAGUUUGCGGGUAAUAUUAAGUCAGUAAUAAGUGAAACGGGGCACAUGAGAACCACAGCCUUCGGCCUCCUUCACUCAAAAGAAUUGUUCAAGUCUUGAAAAAAAAAACAAUUGUAUAUUGUGUCGUGUUCUCAAGUUAGAAUUUUGGUCAGAAAUAUUAAACAUUCAAUAUUAGAAGUCCCAGGUCUCUGAGCUGUUUUGGACCCCAUUAUCGCAACAAGUUCAACACAGGGUAAUCUUAUAGGAUAGUCCGAUAAAAUAUAGUCUGGCAUUUGUCUUCCUUGGUCAGGAAGGGAGAAAUCAGCCCGAUUAUCUUUGUGUGUGGCUUGCUCAGUUUAUGGUGAAAAAAAAAAAUAUCUCAAAAGGCAGAUUGAACGAGUGACAAAAUAAUGGUCUUGUCUGCUGAGACUGCGAUCAAAGGAUUUCUCUAAAAUCACAUUGAACAGAAAACAAAGAUACACAUUGGGGAGAAACUUUUGCCUGCCCACCUUGUGUGCAAUCAUUCUCCAAAAAGGCUAUUAACAAGACAAAUUAUGCUAAUGAGAACCUUUUUACUUUAUCAGUUUGGAUUACAAGAAAUCUUUUAACUUGCGAGAAACCAUUCAUUUCUAAUCAGUGUCAAUGUGAAGGGAGCUACGGUGUAUUUGAAGAAGAGUAUUAAUGCAUCCAUUUUCUGAGCCGUUGAUAAUAUCCCAGCUGUCAUUGGGCAGGAGGUAGAGUACACAAUUAACUGGUCGCCAGGCAACGGCAGGGCACAUAGAGACAGACAACAGUCGCACUCACAAUCACAUCUUGGGGCAAUUAAGAGUUGGAGUAUCCCGGAGAAAACCCACACGGGCACACGGGGAGAACAUGCAAACUCCACACAGGCGGCGCCGGGAUUCAAACCCCGGUCCUCAGAACUGUGAGGCAAACACUCUAACCAGUUGUCCCCUGGGGAAGAGCAUGUCUGAUUAUCUUGGAUUGUGUUAUAUGUUUUCUGUUUUUAUCUUUUGUGUAAAUUUUUUUGUACAUCUGUUUGUUUUAUUUGUAGAUUUUUGCACUUGCUUUUAUUUUACAUUGUUGUAAAUAAACUUCUCAGUUGCCUUA
Molecule: messenger RNA, 3189 nt
Organism: Syngnathoides biaculeatus (alligator pipefish)
Lineage: Eukaryota; Metazoa; Chordata; Actinopteri; Syngnathiformes; Syngnathidae
Product: gastrula zinc finger protein XlCGF57.1-like
Exons: 2
Coding region: 446-2056 (536 amino acids)
Biological process (GO): regulation of transcription by RNA polymerase II
Molecular function (GO): RNA polymerase II cis-regulatory region sequence-specific DNA binding; DNA-binding transcription factor activity
Source: RefSeq, a predicted model, not a curated record